Molecule: messenger RNA, 2934 nt
Organism: Microbotryum saponariae
Lineage: Eukaryota; Fungi; Basidiomycota; Microbotryomycetes; Microbotryales; Microbotryaceae
Source: the annotation of a GenBank genome assembly
AUGAUCUCUCUCCUCCGUAACAGUGCUUACAAGGCUUUCGAGCCCUACAUCGACUCGGAGGUCCCCGACGACAAGUUCCCCGCGUUUCUCGAACAAGCUCAACUCUACCUCGGCGGCCCCGAUCGCGACCACACCAUCACGAACAGGCUGCGUGCUCCGACCCGAACCGGCACCGCGGCAGCCUAUGCGAGUACAUCUUUCCAGCUCUGUUUUAUAAAACGAUCCCGCUUUGCAGGCCCAGUGAUAUCACGCCGCCCUCAAGACCGAAGCUCGCACUGGCAUGCUCAGCCUGUAUCAUGACGACCCCACCUGGGUGGCCGACCUCUCCGCCAGAGCUAUCAGGACUACUUCCUCCACCAAAGUCCUCAGGAAGCCGAGGCUACCCUCAAGCCUCGCUCACAACACUCUCAGCAACAUGGCAAUUUGACCGUCUAGUACCACGACCGUCACGACCCGGGCCUCACUUCCGUGUGCGUCGUCACCACUACGCUCCUCUCCCCCUCCAAGAACGUGAACAACGCCUCAAGAACAACCUCUGCCUUAGGGCGAUGGAGGUGGCCACCAGCUGAGCUUUUGCCCGGCCGCAAGAAGUAGGAGGGACUCGUGCCGGCAAUGCCACUUACUUCAUCACAGAUGCCGCUGCGACCUCUAGCACCUCUAGCACCUCGAGAAACGAGAGCGUCCUCUCAUGCCGCACGGGGACAUCACACACGCGCACGGCAUCAGUGGGUCUCCUUCACCGUUCAAGAUCACUCUGGUAUCCAAACUCGACACACAAUCCUUCCAUCAUUUCGAAGUUCUGCCCCUCGACUUUUGCAGGGAGCCUUCAGUCUCAGGCGCGACUUCGGGUGCGACUCGUUAUUCUAUUCAUCCAUGACUCUUUCGUGUCUAGUCAUGGCCUCGUCCACCGCCCUCACUCGCGCCCGAUCCCAGUCUUUGUCAUCGAUGGCCGCCACGUCGUCCACGUCACCCACUUUCUAUGCCUCACGAUCAUGUUCGGAGGACACUCGAGAGUCAUACAGGCCGAUAUCACGCAGUUGGGUAUCUACCCUCUGGUGCUCGGCACCCUAUGCGCAGGUCGCUUCAACUCUUCUACCAGGUGUGCAGACAGUACCUUACUUUCUCAUCCUCGCAAUACACCCUUGGAUCCAACCCCAGUUGAUGUCAGGGCCUCCCACUCGUACACUCGGCGGCCGGCCUCGCUCUGGACGUCCCCGUCGUUUCCUCCCACGCCUUCGACUCCGACGCCUUCGAUCAAAUGCUAGCUGAUGUGCCCUACUUUUGGCCGGUUCAAUCGCGAUCCAAUGCACUCGCACUUGUUCUCGACCUCAGAGGAGCCUCUCCGUCAGUGGUUCAUGUGGGUCCACCCAACUCCGCCGAAUACCUCGAUGACUUGCGAACUGCGCUUCCUUCGCAGUACCCUUGCCCUGUACAGGCCUUCCCCAAGGCGCACGUCAACACUUUCUCGCCUCAUCGACCCUUCAAUAUCGCCAUCGAGAUAGAAGAUGGCAAGCGAUACCCUUUCGGCCCUCUCUACCCUCUGACCGAUAAGAAGCUUCAAGCACUCUCGACUUCAAUCGACGAAAAUCUCGCCAAGGGGUUCAUCCGGCCGUCGACUUCACCGGCUGGCGCUCCUGCUCUUUACGUUCGCAAGAAGGACGGAUCGCUCCCACUUUGCGUCGAUUACAGCGGACUCAACUUCGUCAGCCUCAAGGUUUGAGGCCCUGCCUUUCAUUCCGGAAGCGCUCGACCGACUUCGCUCCGACAAAUUAUUCACCAAGCUCGACGGUCGCUCAGGCUACAACCUCGUUCGAGCGGAAGACCGCGUUUCGCACACGUUACGAUCACUCAAAUGCCUCGUAAUGACAUCCAAUCCGACUGACGCAAGGAUUUUAAGCUAUCUUGGGGGAUUGAGUUUUUCAAGCUGCUCGACAUUCGACCAAACCUUUCUAACACGUUCCACCCCGAGUCAGAUUGCCAAACGGAACGAACGAACCAAAUUUAUCGAGCGCUGCCUACGCCAGCGAUUAACGUCAAGGCGAUGGGAAUGGUUUGCCCCCCCUAGCAAAGUUCUCCUACAGCAACCCUUUUAAAUUGAUCAUACGCAUGACUACUUUCUUCACCUCUCGUGGUCGUCACUCAAGGCGUGGAGUCUCCUGUUCCCGACGCUCGACAACAUCUUGCUGGCCUUCACAACGCCCAACAACUUGCCCAAGAUCAGAUUCGUCGUUCUCGGUAGUCUCUUGUUCGCUAUGUCCACUUGCCGACGUGCUCGCACGCCUCCUCUUGUGCUCCGCCAACAAGUCAUGCUCAACCGACGCAACAUCCGCACCACGAGUCGGCCUUCCUCGAAGCUCGACUCCAAUAAGCUCGGACCUUCUGGACAGCAAGCGCAUCAUCAAUCCCGUGGCCUACGAAUUGGAUCUUCCUUCGACGAUGCGCAUCCAUCCGGUCUUCCAUGUCUCUCUUCUCGAACCUUAUCGGCCUAACACUCUACCGUCUCGCCAGCAGCCUGUGCCGCCGCCAUCGAUUUCAACGACGGCCAGGAGGCCUUCGUCGUCGAAAGGAUUCUUGACUCUCGCGUUCGCAAUGGCUCGCUUCAAUACUUCGCCGAUUAGACCGGCUAUGGGCCUCCUGAUCGCCGACUUCGAUGAUGAUGAUUCUCUCGUCCUCGACUUUCAUCACUCGAGACCUCCCGAAUCUGGCGCCAACUGUAUUCAACACCCGGCACUCGACGCUAACCCGGGGUUUACCGUCACGGAUGGGAAUUCUGCAACUCCCAACUUUGAUCUCCGCGCUCCUCCGCAGUCCUCCGUAUUCCUCCGCGUUCCCGCCAAAUCUACCCCGCCCUCUCGCGUUGCGCUGCGCCCCCUCUGCUUCUUCGCUACGCUCUCGCCUCGGACUCUCGCUCUCGCCUUUCAAAGCUCAGAUUAG